Messenger RNA from Lathyrus sativus (Indian pea), 1089 nucleotides. The record is from the annotation of a GenBank genome assembly. Lineage: Eukaryota; Viridiplantae; Streptophyta; Magnoliopsida; Fabales; Fabaceae.
AUGUCAAGCUCUGGGAAAAAGCACGAUGUAUUCAUUAGCUUUAGAGGCCAAGAUACACGUGCAAGCUUCACAAGCCAUCUUUACGGUGCACUCACAAGAGAAAAGAUCAAAACAUACAUUGAUUACGCUCUUCAAAAGGGAGAUCGAUUUCGGGGUGAACUUGUCAAAACAAUUCAAGACUCAACUGUAUCUCUCGUUAUAUUCUCAGAAAACUACGCUUCAUCAAAGUGGUGUUUGGAUGAACUCGUUGAAAUACUUGAGUGUAGAAAAAAUCACGGUCAAGUCGUUAUACCUGUCUUCUAUAGAGUAGAUCCAUCACAUGUGCGCCAUCAGAAAGGGAGUUAUGAGAGAGCGUUUGCAAAAUAUGAGAGAGAAGUUAGGAACAAUGAAUCUCAUCAAGACAAAGUGUUGGCUUGGAGAGCUGCACUUGUAGAAGCUGCUAAUAUUUCUGGAUAUGAUUCUACUACUUUCAGGACUGAGUCUGAAGUCAUCCAGAAUAUUGUUAGAGAUGUUUGGGAAAAGUUGACCAUGGUGUAUCCUAAGGUCUUGAAGGAAAAAGUAUCCGAAAUAACUUUUUCCCAAGCCAUUGAAGCAAGAAAAGAGUAUCCGAAAAUGUCAGCCUCUCACAAAAAGUAUGAUGUGUUCAUUAGCUUUAGGGGUGAAGAUACCCGUGAAACCUUUACAAGCCAUCUUCACUAUGCACUCCAGAAAGAAAAAAUUGAAACAUACAUUGAUUACAAGCUUCAAAAGGGAGAUCAAGUUUGGGGUGAACUUGUCAAAGCAAUUCAAAACUCAACUCUGUCUCUCGUUGUAUUCUCAGAAAACUAUGCUUCCUCAACGUGGUGUUUGAAUGAACUCGUUGAAAUACUUGAGUGUAGAAAAAAUCACGGUCAAGUUGUUAUACCUGUGUUCUAUAGAGUAGAUCCAUCACAUGUGCGUCAUCAGAAAGAGAGUUAUGAGAAAGCAUUUGCAAAAUAUGAGAUAGAAGAUAGGAAUAAUGAAUCUCAUCAAGACAAAGUGUUGGCUUGGAGAGCUGCACUUGUAGAAGCUGCUAAUAUUUCUGGAUAUGAUUCUACUACUUUCAGGUAA